GCCAUCGAGUCCCAGUUUGCGAGGGAAGCCCCGAGCGGAGUGAGCAGACGGACUGGAUGCCAAAAAAAAAAAAGUUACCGGAGAAGCUUGCAGCGAAGAAGAACCGAUAAAGAGGACCACUUCCUGUGUGUCAGUGAAAUGAGUCUAAGCACCAGUGAGAUGGAGGACCUGUGGGAGUCUUUGGGCUACCUCAACUUCACCGACCCCGUGUCCAACAUUUCCAUCGUGGACGCCAUGGUGUGCACCACGGCCUUCAACCGCCGUGCCCUGCUCCACUCCAUGUGCGUCCUCUACACCUUCAUCUUCGUGGUGGGUCUGGCGGCCAACGCUCUGGUGCUGUGGGUCAACGUGCGCGCUCAACGGGACUCCACCCCUCGCCACGAGACGCACACAUACAUCGCCCACCUGGCCGUGGCUGACCUGUGCGUGUGCGCCACCCUGCCCGUGUGGGUCAGCUCGCUGGCCCAGCACGGACACUGGCCUUUCGGGGAGGUAGCGUGCAAACUCACGCACCUCCUCUUCUCCGUCAACCUCUUCGGGAGCAUCUUCUUCUUGGCGUGCAUGAGUGUAGACCGCUAUCUGAGUGUGACGCGCCAUCGUGAGAACCAGGACGGAACGCGCGGGAAGCUGAUCCGCCGUGUGGUAUGUGUAGGGGUGUGGCUUCUGGCGCUGGUCGCCUCCUUGCCGGACACCUACUUCCUGCGUACCGUCAAGGCUUCACAUGGGGACAGCAUGCUAUGCAGGCCCGUGUACCCGGAGGAGAACCCCAGGGAGUGGAUGGUCGGCAUCCAGCUGAGCUUCAUCCUCUUGGGGUUCAUCCUCCCCUUCCCUGUGAUCGCCGUCUUCUACGCCCUGCUGGCCCGAGCCUUCGCACGCACGUCGUCGUCGGCGUCGGCGUCAGCGUCCUCCACCGUGGAGCAGGAGCGGCGUCUGAGCCGCAGGGUGAUCCUCGCCUACAUUGUGGUUUUCCUGGGCUGCUGGGGUCCGUAUCACGCCGUGCUCCUGGCCGACUCGCUCUCCCAGCUGGGCGUUCUGCCGCUGACCUGCGGCCUGGAGAACUUCCUGUACGUGGCCAUGCACCUCACCCAGUGCCUGUCCUUGCUGCACUGCUGCUUCAACCCCAUCCUCUACAACUUCAUCAACCGCAACUACCGCUACGACCUCAUGAAGGCCUUCAUCUUCAAGUACUCCACGCGGACUGGCCUGGCGCGCCUCAUCGAGACGUCCAACGUGUCCGACGCGGAGUACACCCCUGUGGCUGUGGACAACCCCGCCGCAGAUAUGAGGAAUUGAAAUCAUUUCAAUGCAGUCCAAUAUUAAAGCUACAGUUUUCAUCAAAGUGACAUUGACGGACGAAAUAGGAAAUCCUGUGAACGGACGCGCAUCAAAUUGAUGGACUGAUUGCAAAAAAGCACUUAGGGAGCAGUUUGAUUAUUGAUAUGUACGUAAAUAUCGUAUUGUUACUCAUUUGUAAAGCCAAACCUCAUAUUUGUACGCUUGUUUUGUGUGUUUAUAAUCAGGCGGACAUCAUCACAAUGACACGUUUAAUCACGUUAUUUAUACUCAUUUAUAACCGACGUUGUUACUCGCAAAAACUUGAUGUUACGAAUCAUUCUUACAGUGCACACACUGGCGGGCUCGUUGUUCGAGUCCUGCUGUCACACGUUCGCUAUGAAAACCUCGUUAUUACGUCAUGUCAGUUGAAGUCGUUACAGUACAGUCGUUGGCACCCCACGGGGGGCUAGCUGUAAAUGACGUGGAUGGACAUGCUAGCAUCGUCCAAGUUUUAUAAUCAUUAUAAAAAACGGCUACAAAGUUGUUUUUCUUGAUGGCGACCAUGUUUUUCAAUCAAUACUGCGCAGAUUUUCCAGACACAUUCCCGCCAGUCCCGUAAUGGUGUACACAGUCUGAGGGUCAUUCAACCAAACACUCUACGGUUACAGUGUCCUUUGUGGUCAAAAUUUGGCAUUUAAUAACAAUAGCCACGUUUACAUGAGGAGUUUUUCUCUUUCCGAAUGACCUUUCCGAACAAUGGUAUCCAUGGAAAGGAAUAUUCCAAUCACGUGUCUACAUGCGCCGCUAUAAUCAACCAGAAUAGUCAAUGGGGCAUGCCCAGUAAAACGUAAACACCAACAUCACGUGAUACCGACUUCCUGGAGUUUUUCUUCCACUUGUUGGAAUAACUCCGUAUUGCCAGUUUUUCCUUCGUCCAGUCUUGGAAUUUAGUUUGAAUCCAAAACAAACUUUCCUUAGCAGUCCAGUGCCGAUUGCUGGCCUCCAUUUUUUUAAAAGUGAAGAACGUCUGGAGCUGCGUGUUACGUCAUAUCUCAGCAUUGGCUGAAAGAACGCACCCGGGAACAGGAAAAGAUAAAGUUGAAUCUUGCUAAUAUUUGAUAAUGAAGCUGGGCACAUGUUUUAUAUAAAUAUGUAUUUUCUUUUGGAAUAAAAGUGGACUUGUGAAUGGCGUAUAGAAGGGUUUAGAUUCUGUUCCACAGAUGGCGCUAAUGCACACCAAAGCUGCUUGCCAACCGCCAAUAAACAACAGAAGAAGAAGAAGAACGCAGUCUGACAACUUUCCGUUUGAGCGGGUACAAGAUACCUCAAUCGGAUUGGGGAAAGGAAUAUUCCACCCCUGGGAAUCCCAUUAUAUAUUCAUUGGGAUUGGCACUUUUCUUUGGGAAUGAGGUGUAUACAAAGGUUACAUUCUUAACCGGAAUGGAAUCGGAAUAUUUGGGUCCAUGUAUACGUGGCUAGUGCCACCAACCUACAGGGACCUCCAAUAACUGAGACGUUCUAAUUUUUUCACAUGACUGCUCGGUUCUUAAAUAUAAAUAAUGCCACAACGCAACCACUCCGUGUGUCCGCGCUUACUUUUCGGAGCCUCUUUUCCGACAUGAAUGUCUGCUAAUUAGCCAAGCUAGCAUGCUUUGUUACCAUGCUUUAAAAAUGACAUUAUUUCUGAGUUUUAUUUUUAGCAUACUAGCAUUGUAUUACAGAGAAAAAGGUCACCAUUGGAGUUGUGUUUCCAUUACCCAUUGGAGGCGGAGCCAAUAAAUACCCUCAUUUGACCCUUUCUCUCCCAGGAGACCAAAGCCGCAUAUGAAGUGUUUUGCAGCGUGUGAAUAGACGGGUUAUUACAGUGUAAUAAAGCCAUUAUCGUUACUUUGGCAUUGACAGGAGGCUUCAACCGGAUGAAAUAUGACAACCGUGCUGUUUGUGUGGAAUUGAUCGUGCUGCAUCAGCACGUUGGGGCCACACACUUGACUGACUUUUACAACCAAAUAGCGAAAUAGCUUUACUGCUCUCGUGCAGGCAGCAGCAAACAACAACAAAGAGUUUAUUAGGGACCAAAUAAAGUGAGUUUGUGAGUGUGUGUAUGUGUGUGUGUGUAUGUGUGUGUGUGUGUUUGACACAUACCCCAUCAUCGACGUGUGUGUGCAUUUCAUGUUUUGACUGCAGGAGACGUGAACAUGCCUACAAGAUCACACGCAUUUCUUUGCUAUUGUAUAACAUGUUAUAUUAAACGCAGAUACAAUAUUUUGCCUCAAUACUUCCUGGUUGAUAUCAUAAUAAUAUGACAACUGUAUAAUCUCGAUGAGAAAGUCAGUGCAGUAGGAGUCAUCGUCCCCUGAAGGCAUCGAUUUCCGACAACAAACCAUCAAUCCAAGGAAGACGACGUCAUCGUGCGACAUUGACUUUGCUGCCCCGCCUCCCUCAGCGUUUCUUUAACCUCACCGCGUGACCUUCUGUCCUACGAGGGCGUCAACGCCCUGCCACUGUUGUCCUCAGGAUACGUGAUAACCCUCUUUUGGUCCGACCUCGUUGCAAUCAUCGCCAGUACUUCAGUCUUUCCGCUCAUCGGUGGUUUCUAACCCAACCCCC
Doryrhamphus excisus (bluestripe pipefish) is the source of this 3882-nucleotide messenger RNA. RefSeq names its product atypical chemokine receptor 3a (gene ackr3a). Gene Ontology annotation, molecular function: chemokine binding; G protein-coupled receptor activity; coreceptor activity. The record is from RefSeq and is a predicted model, not a curated record. Gene Ontology annotation, cellular component: membrane. Gene Ontology annotation, biological process: G protein-coupled receptor signaling pathway; vasculogenesis; chemotaxis. NCBI's taxonomy places the organism in Eukaryota, Metazoa, Chordata, Actinopteri, Syngnathiformes, Syngnathidae.